Messenger RNA from Eremothecium cymbalariae DBVPG#7215, 1824 nucleotides. RefSeq names its product serine-type carboxypeptidase (gene KEX1). The record is from RefSeq and is a predicted model, not a curated record. Gene Ontology annotation, biological process: proteolysis; apoptotic process. Lineage: Eukaryota; Fungi; Ascomycota; Saccharomycetes; Saccharomycetales; Saccharomycetaceae. Gene Ontology annotation, cellular component: trans-Golgi network. Bases 1 to 1824 code for a protein of 607 amino acids. Gene Ontology annotation, molecular function: serine-type carboxypeptidase activity. The transcript has a single exon.
AUGCAAUUUAGAAGGGUAUUGGUGAUGACGGGAGUGCUUGCGUCGCAGACGCAAGCACUCCGCAGUCAGGAGGAAUACCGUGUCGCAUCAGAGUUGCUUCCUGGGGUGUCGCAGCUUAAUAGUAAAUUGGUUCCGGAGAUGCAUGCUGGGCAGCUUCCGUUACGUGGAGAGGAUGAAGAUGGCAAACGGUUGUUCUUUUGGAGGUAUGCUGAGGAGGUUAAUGUGAAGGAUAAUCGCAGUAGCAGUGAUACUUUGAUAAUGUGGUUUAAUGGGGGGCCUGGCUGUUCUUCUAUGGAUGGGGCUUUGAUGGAGCUUGGGCCGUUCCGGAUUGAUGCUAGUGGGAAGGUUAUUCUGAAUGAGGGAUCGUGGCAUACCAGGGCGGAUUUGUUGUUUGUGGACCAGCCUGUGGGGACGGGGCUUUCAGCACGGGGGAGAAAUGGGAAGUAUGAUAACGAUUUGUUGGAUGUUGCGGAUGAUUUCAUCAAGUUUUUGGAGAACUACUAUGCGGUUUUCCCUCAGGACCGUAACAAGAAGUUAAUCUUGACGGGAGAGUCUUAUGCUGGGCAGUAUGUUCCAUAUUUCGCUCAGGCAAUUUUGCUGUACAAUAAGCGACUUGUUAAUGAGGGCAAGGUGCCGUUGGACUUGACUGGUAUGAUGAUUGGUAAUGGCUGGAUAGACCCUGAUCAUCAGUCGUUGUCGUAUCUACCGUUUUUGAUGGAUGUUGGACUUAUCCAUAAGGAGGAUUCGUUCUUUCCGGAUGCUUUAAAGUCUCAAGAAGCCUGCCAGAACAAAAUAAACCAGCAGAAUGGUCAUUUUUCCAACCCAGAGUGUGAUCAGAUUCUUGAUCAGCUUGCUUCAAACUUGCGGAACCAAAGCGCGCCUGAGAACCAGCGGUGCUUGAACUUCUACGAUUACCGGAUCCGUGAUUCGUACCCUUCUUGUGGGGUCAAUUGGCCUCCUGAUUUACCCCAUGUAACCAAGUUCUUCAACACUCCGGGUGUGCUUGAAGCUUUAAACAUUGCUGAGGGUAAAAGUAACACUUGGGAGGAGUGCAGCAAUGAUGUAUAUAAUGCGUUAUCGAAUCCUCGUGCUGUUCCUGCAGUGGACUUGCUUCCUGGUCUUCUAGACGCUGGUUUGGAGUUGAUAUUAUACAGUGGUGACAAGGACAUUAUUUGCAACGGUCUUGGUGUUGAACAGCUCAUCCAUGACUUAAAAUGGGGGGGCUCUACCGGAUUUACGCAAAACGUGCACCAGCACUCUUGGGUACAUGAGUACUCAGGAUCGGGAGGUAAACAAGAACCUGCGGGUUUCAUUCAAACUGAGAGAAACUUAACAUUCAUCACUGUUUAUAAUGCUUCUCACAUGGUGCCUCUGGAUGUACCUAAUGUCAGUAGAGGACUUAUCGAUAUUUAUCGUAACAGAGCAAUCGAUCAGUUGAAGUUAGCCAAUGCAAGUGUCAUAAUUACUCAAGACUCCUUGGAAGACAGUAAAGUGGUUGAAAAGGCCAGAUUAUUCAGCGCAGUUCAGGCUAGAAAUGAUGGAAUCUUUGAACACGAGCGUCACGGCCGGUUUACCUUUUCUGUGAUUUGUCUCGCAAUAUUUUCAUUUGUGGGUGUUACCGUAUACUAUAGUAUGUUUGGUACACAGGUUCCUAACAUUCUCAGACGUUCUCAUGAGAACGUGGAUGCUGGUAAGGUAGUGACUGAAUGCUUCGAGGAUGAUAUUGAGCUUGGUAUAACAGAUUUUUCGGCGGAAGAAUACAGACCUAAAAAUAAUACUAGGGGAAUGAAAAAAAACGGUUACGUCAGUCUCAAUCAACCUUGA